Molecule: messenger RNA, 705 nt
Organism: Anopheles coustani
Lineage: Eukaryota; Metazoa; Arthropoda; Insecta; Diptera; Culicidae
Gene: Nf-YB
Exons: 4
Coding region: 102-623 (173 amino acids)
Biological process (GO): regulation of transcription by RNA polymerase II
Cellular component (GO): nucleus; CCAAT-binding factor complex
Molecular function (GO): RNA polymerase II cis-regulatory region sequence-specific DNA binding; protein heterodimerization activity; DNA-binding transcription activator activity, RNA polymerase II-specific
Source: RefSeq, a predicted model, not a curated record
GGAAAAAAGAAAAUUCUCAAUCAACAAAGUACAACAAACUACACGUUUGCCUCAUUUAAUAAUUUCUGUGAACGUAAUCGGGUAUAAUAAGACACAACACGAUGCAGGAUGAUAUUGAUGGCAUUCAUUCGGAUGAUUCGGGAGGCGAGCACUUGCUCAAACAAGGGGAACCGCUGCGAGAACAAGAUCGCUUUCUGCCGAUAGCCAACAUCACAAAAAUCAUGAAAAAAGGCAUUCCCGCCAAUGGGAAAAUUGCUAAGGAUGCUAGGGAGUGCAUACAGGAGUGCGUGUCGGAGUUCAUAUCAUUCAUCACAUCGGAAGCCAGCGAUCGGUGUUAUAUGGAGAAACGCAAAACCAUUAAUGGAGAGGACAUACUGUGUGCCAUGUACGCGCUUGGCUUCGAAAAUUACAUCGACCCCUUGAAGCUGUAUCUCAACAAAUACCGAGAGAGUGUUGCAGCCGAACGAACAGUCUCCGAAGAAUCGAAAGAACCACAGACGUCCUCUGAGCCAGAUUCACCUGAACGAUUCGUUUUACCGACCACCAUAGGUAAUGCCGACAUCGUUUAUCAUACGGAAGAAGGAGAGGUUUUCUUCAAGAACGCACCAUAUGAGCGUUUGUAAUAAUCUUAAAGGCAGUAAAUUACAUGUCCAUACCCAGGCGAUCUUUUAUUUUCAAUAAACUUUCAUAAGUAUCCAAUUGUAA